AAGAAACAAAGAAGAAGAACAAUAACACGUGUGGACGAUGGGUCAGAGUGCAGAGAUCAGAGUGGAGAAAAUGGUUGAACAGGCGGAGAUCCGCGUGGUUCGCUGUGGUGGAAGCAAAAUAAACGACAGGGAAGCUAUAAUCACCUUUGAUUCAAAGUUCUUGCUGUGUGCGUCGGGGGACUCAGUGAAAGUGUACAGCACAAGCACAGAAGAAUGUGUACAUGUCCUAGAGGGUCACACAGACCUGGUCACAGGGCUGGCCUUCAACCCAACCAAUCACCUACAGGUCUACUCCUGUUCACUAGAUGGCACUGUUCGACUGUGGGACUACACAGAUGGCAUCCUCAUUAAGACAUUGGUUCUUGGAUACAAGAUCUUCGCUCUGUAUGUGGCAAAGAAGCACGAAGGGGUUGUGUUUGUCAUUAUCCCCAUGGUGACUGAUACGGACUCGGAGAUGUUCCAGCUGGUCGCUGCACAUUUACCCAAAUCCACGGGACAGGAAGUGGAGGUCAGGGAGCUCUCAUCUGUUCUGACUGAUGUCAGCCCCUCCCCCGGCGCCACCUCCAUUGGCAGAGGGGGUGAAUAUGUCGCCACUGCAAAGGGUCUCCAGCUGUCUGUGUUCUUUUUCAAGAAGCAGAGAACGUACAGGUUCUUCCUCAAGGCCAGUGAUAAGAAAGGGGCGAAGAAUGCCUUCACGUGCGUCAGCUGCCACCCUAAAGAGGACUGCAUUGCUACGGGCCACCUGGACGGCAAAAUCCGCCUGUGGAGAAACUUUAAUCAGAAGAAGGAGUACACGUACUCCACACAGCAUUGGCACCACAACGCCGUUUCAGCACUGUCCUUCACUCCUGAAGGUACUAACCUCCUGAGCGGAGGAAUCGAGGCUGUUCUGGUCCUGUGGCACUAUGGAGCCGAGAGCAGGGAUCUGCUGCCACGUUUGGGCUCGGCCAUCGAGCACAUAUCUGUCUCGCCAGACGGGACGCUCUUCUGUACCUCUCACAGAGACAACAAGAUUACUGUCAUCAACAGCAACUUGAAAGUAUCGGCUGUCAUACAGGGGUUGGUCAAAGGAGAAGACGUCCGGACUGAUUUAGUAAUUGACCCUCGCACUAAAUCCUUAGUGCUUAAUGGGAAACCUGGGCACCUGCAGUUCUACUCCCUCCAUCACGACAAACAGCUGUACAACCUGGACAUUGUACAGCAGGAGUACAUCCACCAGUCGGGCCUGGAGCAGUUCCAUGUGGUCAAGGCUGCCUUCCACUCCCGCGGGACCUGGCUGGCCACUGUGGAGGAGCGGAGGGAGGGGACCUCCGAGCUGGAAUCCAGCCUGAAGCUGUGGGCCUACGAUGAACAGACCCAGAGCUUUGUGUUGAACACCAGCGUCUCGUCCCCCCACGAGGACCGAAUUAUGGCCAUGUGCUUCAGCCCGGACGCAGAGACCACCCUGUUGGUGACAGCGGGCAAGGACGGCCACUUCAAAGCCUGGCAGCUGGCCGAAGACUGGGAGACGCACCGUGAUGGGAUCUCCUGGUCAUGUGACUUUGUGGGCAGCUACCACCACCUGAGACCCACAAACUGCUGCUUCUCUGCCGAUGGGUCCCUGCUGGCGGUCAGCUUCCAGGAGAUCGCCACGGUUUGGAGCCCUGACUCCUGGGAACUCCUCCUGACCCUAUGCCAGCCUCCUGGGGACAUUAGGGACCUUUGUUUCGGGAGGUUGAGCUGUUCCAAGUUCCUGCUUGGUACCACCUCCAAAAACCUCCUCUGCUGCUGGGACAUCCUCACAUGCUCACUAAAGUGGAGCACCAGCAUGGAUGUGACUCUGCUCCAGGCUGACCCGCUGUCUGAGAACAUGGCUGCCUUCUGCCACACAUCAGGAACUACAGACUUGUUCGUGUUUAAGCCCAGUGAGCCCCGCCCACUUUACUCCCAGAAGGCAGUGUGUCCCGGUAAAGUGCACCGUGCUGUCUUUGCUCCGCGGGAGAGGGCGCUAGAGAGCUGUGAGGAGCACGCCCAGUGGCUCAACCGAUCCCAGUUGUAUUUCAUGACAGAGCAAAUGGAUUUAAUGACAUUCAGCACAAAGUCCGAGGAGGAUAAGAUAAUGGCUUCAAGUCAACAGCUUGUGAUCGAUGACAGUGUUGCCAUGACGCCGUUCUACUUGUUGCUGGGGAAACACCGACAACAGCAACAGGAGAAGCAGAACCCAUUGACCGCUCCGAUGACAACACGAGUCCAGCUUCCACAAGGGUCAGGUGCUAUCAGAGAGUUGUUGAACACCCCAGCCCACGUCCUGCCUUCUGCCUCAGUUCUGUGCUCCAUGUUUGUAAACUCUCUCCUCAUCUCUAACACUGGAGUAAGAGAAGGAAGUGAAGCCAAAGAAGAGGAAAUGGAGAGCGAGCUGGAGGAAGAAGCCGACUCCGAAGAGGAAAUGGACUCCCGUGACUCUCAGCCAGCCCGUGUGAAUGAGACCUGCGUGGAAGAAGUGCCAUCGUCCAUCUCCCGAGCGCAAGAGAGGCAGCUCAGGACGGCGCGAAAAACGGACUACAGCUGGCUCAGUAGUUCCCCGCUAUGCUCGCCGUGACUGCACAGACCUACACCAUCCCGUCUUGAUAUUGUAUUUGUAUUUUGUUUGAAUUAAAUACAUUUUUGUUCUACAUUUUAAA
Molecule: messenger RNA, 2660 nt
Organism: Conger conger (European conger)
Lineage: Eukaryota; Metazoa; Chordata; Actinopteri; Anguilliformes; Congridae
Gene: wdr75
Product: WD repeat domain 75
Exons: 21
Coding region: 38-2578 (846 amino acids)
Biological process (GO): positive regulation of transcription by RNA polymerase I; positive regulation of rRNA processing
Cellular component (GO): nucleolus
Molecular function (GO): protein binding; RNA binding
Source: RefSeq, a predicted model, not a curated record